This is a messenger RNA of Sodiomyces alkalinus F11, 13044 nucleotides long. RefSeq names its product beta-ketoacyl synthase domain-containing protein. Gene Ontology annotation, biological process: fatty acid biosynthetic process; secondary metabolite biosynthetic process. The coding region runs from base 129 to 12863 and encodes 4244 amino acids. Gene Ontology annotation, molecular function: phosphopantetheine binding; fatty acid synthase activity; 3-oxoacyl-[acyl-carrier-protein] synthase activity. Lineage: Eukaryota; Fungi; Ascomycota; Sordariomycetes; Glomerellales; Plectosphaerellaceae. The transcript has 5 exons. The record is from RefSeq and is a predicted model, not a curated record.
GGGACACGAAUCUUAGCCAUUAUCAUCAAGGUCCUCAAGAGUCAGCGAGACGGCGUCCAUCAAGCUGCCCGACCUCCAUCUCAUCAAGAUACCAACCAUACUAUUCCGAUAUAUUCUUCGCCCCGAACAUGGCACCGCCACGCAGCAACAGCAGCAGCGACAGCAGCAGCGACAGCAGCAGAGACAGCUGGAAGACUGAGCCGGUGGCCAUUGUCGGAACCAGCUGUCGCUUCCCAGGAGGCGCGAGCUCUCCAUCCAAGCUGUGGCACAUUCUGCGCAGCCCCCCGGAUCUUCGAAAGGAGAUUCCCCCGUCCAAGUUCAACCAGCACUCGUUCCACCACCCAGAAAGUGUGCGCCAUGGUACCUCCAACGUCGCCCACUCAUACGUUCUCGAAGAGGACGUGGGCGAAUUCGACCACGCCUUCUUCAACCUCAACCCCAAAGAGGCCGAAAGCAUGGACCCCCAGCAACGACUCCUCCUCGAAACCGUCUACGAAGGCAUCGAAGAAGCCGGCUACGCCAUGUCCGACCUCCGCGGGUCGGCCACCGGCGUCUACGUCGGCCAGAUGACCGACGACUACUACGACAUGCUGAACAAGGACGUGCAGUGCGCUCCGCAAUACACAGCCACGGGGUCGAGCCGAGCCAUCAUCGCCAACCGCGUGUCGUACUUCUUCGACUGGCGGGGGCCCUCCGUCAACGUCGACACGGCGUGUUCGUCGAGCUUGGUGGCUUUGCACCAGGCCGUGCAGGCGUUGCGGGGCGGCGAGGUCGACUUGGCCGUGGCCGCCGGCGUGAACCUCAUUCUGGGGCCCGAGAAGUACAUCUAUGAAUCGCAAUUAUCCAUGUUGUCGCCCACGGGCCGGUCCCGGAUGUGGGACGCCGACGCCGACGGCUACGCCCGAGGCGAAGGCUUCGCGGCCGUGGUGGUCAAGCGGUUGAGCCAGGCCCUGGCCGACAACGACCACAUCGAAUGCAUCAUCAGGGAGACGGGCGUGAACCAGGACGGUCGAUCGGAAGGUCUCACCGUCCCCAGCUCAGAAGCCCAGGCCGCACUCAUCCAGUCCACUUACAGCAAAUGCGGCCUGGACUGGCGGAAGACGGAGGAUCGCUGCCAAUACUUCGAGGCCCAUGGCACGGGGACGCAAGCAGGCGAUCCCAAGGAAGCCCGCGCGAUUCGAUGUGCCUUCUUCCCGGAAAAGUCGGGGCCCUCGGGGGAGUCGGACCCGGAACGGGACGCGGGCAAAGACUUGGACGUGCUGUACGUCGGCUCCGUCAAGACCGUCAUCGGACAUCUGGAGGGCGCGGCCGGCCUGGCGGGAUUGCUCAAAGCCUCCUUGGCUGUGCAGCACGGCCAGAUCCCCCCGAACCUCCACUUCAACCGUCUCAACCCCAAGAUCGAACCUUUCUACGACUGCCUCGAGGUCCCCACCCGGCUGCAGGCCUGGCCGGAGCUGCCCAAGGGCGUGCCGCGGAGGGCCAGCGUCAACUCGUUCGGGUUUGGCGGAACGAAUGCACACGCCAUUAUUGAGAGCUGGCCUCCUGCCGACGAUGCAUGUGGCCGUGAAGACGCAUGCGAAGACGCAAAAGAUCAGCAGCCGCAGCAGCACUUCGGCCCCUUCGCGCUCUCUGCCGGCUCGGACGAGGGCUUGAUGGCUGCCAUGUCGAACCUAGCGCAAGCCCUCAAGACCAACCCCGGCAUCAACCUCCGCGACCUGGCAUGGACCCUGCAGCUUCGGCGCGAGCACUUCCCCGUCCGAGCCGCCAUCGCCGCCGUCGACAGAGACCAGCUCAUCGAACGGUUAGCCGCCGCCAGCAAGGACGCGAACGCGCUCUCCGUCCAGUCGGCCAAGGCCGCGCGCGUGUCCGACAAGUACCCGGUUCGCAUUCUGGGCGUCUUCACCGGUCAAGGCGCACAAUGGCCGAGAAUGGGCGCCGAGCUGUACACGCAGUCGGCCCGCUUCCGGCAGUCCAUCGACGAGCUUCAGGCGUCCCUAGACGAGCUCCCCGAUGCACCCUCGUGGUCUCUUCGCGCAGAGCUGUUGGCCCCCGAGGAGACCUCUCGCGUGAGGGCCGCCGAGAUCGCGCAGCCCAUCUGCACGGCCGUACAGGUCGCCCUCGUGCACCUCCUACAGGUGGUCGGCGUUUCUUUCCACGCAGUGGUCGGGCACUCUUCGGGAGAGAUCGCCGCUGCCUACGCCGCCGGCUAUUUGUCGUCCCGCGAUGCCAUCCGCAUUGCCUACUACCGCGGCGUGCACUCCCAUCUCGCCUCGUCCCCGACCGGCCAGCCCGGGAAGAUGAUGGCCAUCGGGCUGUCCUUCCAAGACGCGCAGGCCUUCUGCCAGCGUCCCCCGUUCCACGGCCGUGUCGCGGUCGCCGCCAGCAACGCCAGGUCCAGCGUCACGGUCUCGGGAGACGCCGAUGCCAUACUCGAGGCGAAGGAGGUCCUCGACGCCGAGGGGGUCUUUGCCCGGGCGCUGCAGGUGGACAAGGCCUACCACUCUCACCACAUGCAGCCCUGCUCGGGCGCCUACCUGAAUUCCCUGCGCGCCUGCGACAUCAAAGUGCUCCGGACCCACGUCAACCGCGACAACGACGACUGCGUCUGGUAUUCCAGCGUCCAUGGCUCGGCCGGAUCCUACACAAACGAGCCGGGAAGCUUCGCCGACCAGUACUGGGUGGACAACCUCGUCCAACCGGUCAUGUUCUCGCAGGCGCUGGAUCGCGCCGUGCAAGAAAGCCAACGGCUCGAUCUCGUGCUCGAAGUCGGCCCGCACCCGGCCCUGCGCGGUCCGGCGACCGACUUGAUCAAGUCCCUGGCCGGUGUGGCGGUGCCCUACAGCGGCGUGCUCAAGAGAGGCGAGAACGAUCUCGCCGCCUUCUCCGAGGCCCUGGGUUUCGUGUGGAGGCAUGUCCAUGUCCAGGUUGACGGAGCCGGUCAGGCGCAAGCUAUGCCCGAUUUCGAAGCCUUCGCCCGGGCCUGCGCCUCCGAUGCGGCAUCGUCGUUCCGUCCGCAAGUUUGCAAGUCCCUGCCCACGUUCCCCUGGAACCACAGCAAGCCGCUCCUGUGGGAAUCGCGAACGUCCAAGCUGUGGCGCGGCCGGAAGGAACCGGAACACGAUCUGCUGGGGCUGCCCACCGUCAGCGGCAACCGUCAGGAGGUGCACUGGCGCAAGAUCAUGCGGGUCAAGGAGAUGGACUGGCUGCGUGGACACAAGUUCCAGAACCAGGUCCUCUUCCCUGCCGCGGGCUACGUGUCCAUGGCCGUCGAGGCGGCGUCGUACUUGGUCCCGGAAUCAGAUCAGCAGCAACCCAACACCAAGAUCAAGGUGAUCGAGCUGAACGACAUGAAGAUCCACCGAGCCAUUACGCUGUCCGAGCAGUCCUCGAUGGGGACCGAGGUGACCUUUGUGAUCCGCGCGCGUCAGCAGGAUGCAGCGACCACCACCGCCGAGUAUUCUUGCUACAGCAUCGAAGCGGAUGCCGGAGCCGACGAGCAGAGCCACUGCAACUUUACCGGGUCGGCCACCAUCAUCAUGACGAGUGCGCGAGAGGCCGAGACUCUACAGCCGUCGAGGCGUGAAGCGCCGCCGCUCCCCCUCACGGAUGUGAACCUCGACCAGUUCUACGCCAGCGUGAGCGGCAUCGGCCUUGACUACUCGGGAGACUUCCUCGCCGACUCGAUCCGCCGACGUCUGGGCCUCGCCACCGUUUCCAUGUCUCAGAGGGACCGGACGCACUUGAUCGUGGAUCCCGCCGUGUUGGAUACCUCGUUCCAUGGCGUGUUCUCUGCUUUCAGCUACCCGAACGACGGACGCAUGUGGACUGCUUACCUUCCGACGAGCAUUCGUCGUGUCCGAGUGACCACGCAGCAGCCGCAGCAGCCGCAGCAGCCGCAAAAGCACUUCAGUGCCGACUGCAUCCUGCGCGAGGCUUCCGACAAGAUCAUCUGCGCCGACGUCGACCUCUACUCUGCUGCUGCCAACACUUAUACCCUGCAGUGUCAGCUAGAGGGUCUUACCUGCACCUCGUUCACCACGCAAAGCCCCGAUCAAGACCGCAAGCUCUUCUCCCAUACCGUCUGGAGGAAGGACAUCGCCUGCGGCAUCGAGAACAACAAAAUCAUCAAAGCGAGCCAUGACGAUUCCCGGCUCUACGAGGUCCUGGAGCGGACCUCGUACUUCUUCUUGCGGAAACUCCGGGAGGACAUCUCGACGCCGGAGAUCGAGGACAUGGCCUGGCACGCCAAGGCCUGCCUGGGCUGGGUGUUCGACAGGCUGCUACCGUCCAUCGAAGAGGGCCAACACCCCCGCGUGAAGCCCGAGUGGGCCGUCGACCGAGAAGAGGACAUCCAAGCCUGGCGCGACGAGUUCGGCCGCGACGAAAUCAGCCUGCGCGCCGUGCACGCCAUCGGCCAGGCCUACGCCGCCAUUGUCCGGGGCGACGUGCCCCCCCUGCAGAUUCUCCUGGAGGACAACGUCCUGAACCGGCUGUACAAGGACUGCAUCGGCGGGCAGACGGCCAACACCCAGGUAGGCGAGCUCGUCGGCCAACUCGCCCACCGCUAUCCGCAGAUGAACAUCCUCGAGAUCGGCGCCGGCACGGGCGGGACGACCACCACGGCCCUCCAGUGUCUCCGGUCCAACUUCGCCUCGUACACGUACACGGACAUCUCGCCCGGCUUCUUCGAGAAGGCCGCUUCGAAUUUCUCCCGCCACGCGCACAAGAUGAUCUUCAAGACGCUGGACAUCGAGCGCGAUCCCGUGGAACAGGGCUACGAGCCGCACUCGUUCGAUGUCAUCAUGGCCGCCAACGUGCUCCAUGCCACCAAGCACCUGGACGUCACCAUCGCCCAUUGCCACAAGCUGCUGAAGCCCGGCGGCCGCAUGAUCCUGCUGGAGAUUACCAGUGAGGCGCUGUGGAUCCAGACCAUCUUUUCGGCGCUGCCGGGCUGGUGGCUCGGACAGGAAGAGGGGCGCAUCAACCACCCGACUGUCUCCAUCGACGAGUGGGACGGCAUCCUGCGUCGCCAGGGGUUCUCGGGUGUCGACGUGCAGUGUCGUGACCUGGAAGACGAGGACAGAUACACCUUCUCCGUGUUUACCACCCAAGCCUUGGACGGUCAUGGCAGGGUCGAGGCACUGAGGAGCCCUCUCCUCAUGGAGCCCAGCCAGCCCCUUGCUCCCAAGGUCGACCACAUCGCUCUCAUCGGCCCCGGCCCUGGCCCUGGCGCAGCGGGUACGGAGCUUACCACACUGGUCAGCGAGAUCAAGAACCUGCUUUCUCCCUUUGCCAACACCAUCACCGUCGCCCAGGGCCUCCACGACCCGGUCUUGGCCGCCCGGGACGGGGACGGCGCCGACAUGGACGCUCCGGCAGCCGCUCUGCCUCUAGGAACCACCGUCCUCUCGCUCGUCGACCUCCACGAAGCCACCUUCCGCACCAUGGACGCCGCCAAGUUCCAAACCCUCAAGAGCAUCUUCAACAACGCCAAGACCAUCCUCUGGGCCACGCGCGGCUGCCGCGCCGACGACCCUUACGCCAACAUCAUGGUCGGUCUGGGUCGCUCGGUCAUGCAGGAGCUCGCGCACUUGAACCUGCAGUUCGUCGACGUGGACCCGGCCCAGACGGAGAAGGAGAAGGACAAGGAGAAGCCCGCGGUGUUGUUGUCCAAUAUGCUUCUGCGCAUGCUGCUGCUGGAUACCGACGAGUACGACGACCCGGAGUGGCAACAUGUCGUCUGGUCCGGUGAGACGGAGACGUUGAUCCAGGGGAACGGCGGCGACACGUACAUCCCGAGAAUCGUUCCCGAAGAAGCCUCCAACCAGAGGAUCAACUUGGGCCGCCGUACUGUCCAGGGGCAAGUCAACGUCUCGCAGCAGGCCGUGACGCUGAGGAGGGAGUCGCCCAGUGGCGUGUGUUGGCUGGAGCAGCAGACGAAGAGUAAGAGCAAGGCUUCUUCCUCCACUGCUGCCGACCUUUCUCAAGACGUAGCUGUACGCGUUCAGGCCUGCUCUCUCUUCCCCGUGGUCACGAAAGAAGGCCGCCAUCAUUUCGUCUGUGUCGGUAAAGCCGUCGAGUCGGGCGAGAUGGUGCUCGCCUUGACCCCGACCAACAGCUCCAUUAUCAGCCUUGCAUCCGACGACAUCAUCCCACUUGGCCAGUCCCCCGGCGGCACCCCGUCAGCUUCUUCCCCUUCCUCCCAGCAAAGCUCGCUCCGAGCAGCCCUGGUGCGCAUCAUCUGCGAAAGCCUCGUCAAGCCCCUGGCCAACAUCAAGGGCACAGUCUGGCUACACGUUGCCGACGCCUCCGUUGCGGAAAUUGCUUCCGAGGUGACAUCCGCCCAUGGCCUCGAGUUGCUGUGGACAUCUUCGACCAGCGUUCGCGUUCCGGCCCGAGGUAAGGGCGGACGUGGUGACACAACGCCUCGGGUCCUCCACCCAUUCAUCACGGAAAGGGAGCUUCGUUCUCUGCUUCCAAGCCAUGUCCGCUGCCUGCUCACCCUCGGGGAAGAGCCCAUUGCCGGAUUCUACCAGCGACUGGCUUCCGGUCUGGACGACGACGCUGCCGAGGUUCGUCACUUGACCGGCCAGACGAACCAGCAUGGCCACCUCGCCGUCUCGCUCAGCUUGGAGGAGGUGCGAGACGUUCUCCGAGACGACGCCGACGCAGCCAAGUCCCCCGUCCCCGUGCCAGUGGCGGCGGACGAGUCCUCUGCGACCCUCUCUGCGACCCCGGUCGACAAUCUGCCCACGAACCGCGCAACCGCACCCCACGUCUCUGACCCCCUCGAGCUGGUCGACUGGGCGUGCGUGGACCGGGUCGCCGCCGUCGUCAAGCCCCUGGACACCGGCAACAUGUUCUCCCACGACAAGACCUACUUCCUCGUGGGGUUGACCGGCGAACUCGGCCUCGGUCUCUGCAACUGGAUGAUCGACAACGGCGCGCGGCACCUGGCGCUCUCGAGCCGCAAGCCCGACAUCGACCCCCGCUUCCUGGGCCACUGGAAGAGCAAAGGCGCCCACGUCCGCGUAUUUGCGCUCGACGUGGCGGACGAGAAGAUGCUCCACGACGUGCAUCGGCAGAUUGUCGAGACCAUGCCCCCCGUCGGCGGCGUCAUGAACGGCGCCAUGGUGCUCCGAGACAGGCCCUUCAGCGCCAUGACGUUGGAGGACUUCGACGCGGUGCUGGGCCCCAAGGUGCGCGGCAGCGAGUAUCUCGACAACAUCUUCCACUCGGACCCCCUCGAGUUCUUCAUCCUCUUCUCGUCCCUGUCGCGUGUCAUCGGCAACCCGGGCCAGUCCAACUACGCGGCCGCCAACAUGUUCAUGGCCAGCCUGGCCGCGCAGCGCCGGGCGCGCGGCGUGUCGGCUUCGGUCGUCGACAUUGCCAUGCUGGUCGGCUUCGGCUGGAUGUGGCGCAACGCGGGCGAGCUCCUCGAGGCCCAGAUGAAGGCGGCCGCCUACAUGUCCAUCUCCGAGCCCGAGUUUCACACCAUCAUGGCCGAGGCCAUGGAAGCCGGCCGCGUCGAGUUUGCCGAUCCCGAGAUCCACACCGGUCUCGCCCUGUCCAACACGGCGAGCUGGAAGCGGUUCCCGCGCUUCUCGCACUUUGUGCCCUCCGAGAACCAGGGCGGCGGCGGCCUCUCCGCGACUGCUGGCAUGGGCGCUGAGCCCGACAAGACCCUCCGGCAGCUCAUCUCCGAGGCUACAAGCGACGAGGACGUCUUGACGGCCAUCGAGGCGGCCUUCUCGCGCAAACUGCGCCUGGUGCUGCAGCUGGCCGACACCGGCGCGCCCAUGGACCCCAAGACGGCACUGCUCUCGCUGGGCAUGGACUCGUUGGUGGCCGUCGAGUUGCGGUCUUGGUUCCUCAAGGAGCUCGCUGUGGAUGUGCCCACCCUGAGGAUUCUCAGCGAUGCCACCAUUGCCGAUAUCAGCGUCGAGGUCAAGUCGAAACUCAGCAUCAUCGUCUCCGACACUCCCGGCAAACAGGAACGGGAGAAGGAAUCUCCACCGGCUUCUGCCCGGCCAUCGAAUGCCCCGAGAAUCACCAUCGAGUGUGACGAGACGUCUACUGCUUCACGCUCCGACACGUCCUCCGAUCAUCAAGCCAACCACGAUGAUCGAUGGCUCGAUAGCCCCAGUCCCAGUUCGCCAAACAGCACCGCCUCCCCGUCCGUCUUUGGAUCAGCGUCCAACACGGGCCCUAAGAACACGGCCCGGCAACAAUCUCCCGUGGCAGAAGAAUCUCCCGCCGCCGCCGCCACCGCCGCCGCCGCCCCUACCCCCCCGGCCAGAGAUAGCUACGAGCGUACGGGACCCAUGUCUCACUCGCAAGAGGCUCUCCAUUUCCUCCACGAGUACCUGGUCGACAAGUCCAGCCAAAACGUCUUGUUCCGCGGUCGAUACCCGCACCGCCUGAACAUGGCCCAAUUCGAAGCCGCCCUGCAACACGUCGCCCAACGCCACGAAGCCCUUCGCAGCGCGUACUUUGUCGACCCCAGCACGCAGCAAGCCGUCCAGGGGGUACAUGUAAGGACGGACGGCUCGGGGAUCCAGGUGAUCCGCAAACAGAUCGACGCCGAGGCCGAUGUCGACGCCGAGGUGCAACAGCUGCGAGAGCACGUUUUCGACAUUAGCCACGGCAAGCUGAUGGUCGUGGCCGUGCUGUCCGUCUCGCCCAGCCUCCACCACAUCGUCUUCGUGCACCACCACAUCGUCAUGGACGCGCAAGCUACCAUUGUCUUCCUGACAGAGCUGACCAUGGCGUAUGCCGGCCAGCCCCUGAGCAGCAGCUCCCCUCCCCAGGCCAUCGACGUGUGCGCCAAGAGGCGGGCCGAGUGCAUGUCGGACAAGAUGGCGGAUAAACUCGCAUACUGGAUGAGGGUCCACGGGUCGUCGUCGUCGUCGUCGUCGUCGUCCCCCAUACCUCUACUCCGCUUUGCGAAGACCCAGAGUCGCCAGCCUCUGUACGAUUAUGACCUGCAGACCUUCGACAUCAAACUGGACGCCGACCUAUGCGCCCUGAUCCGGACCAAGUCUUCGCAACUCCGCAUCACGCCCUUCCACUUCUAUGUCGCCAGCUUCCACGCCCUUCUCGCGCGCUGUCUCGGCAACACCACGGACGACAUGAACAUCGGCAUCGUCGACUCGAACCGCGGCGGUGGCCCGGAUGCUGCGGACGACGCACAGGCCGUCGGCUGCUUUCUCAACCUGUUACCCCUCCGAGUCGGCAGGAUCCAGGACGACGAGACGUUCGACAAGGUCGCCCAGCGCACGAGGGACACCGUCCUGGCGGGCCUGUCCAACGCGGGAGUUCCGUUCCAGCUGCUGCUCGAUGAGCUCAAGGUGCCUCGCCACAACACCCACCAUCCGCUGUUCCAAGUGAUCGUCAACUAUCGACUGGGCAUCCCGUCCUCCAGCCCCUUGGGCGAUGGGCAGCUCGAGUGGACCGGCGCCAUGGCCGCGAAGAACUCGUAUGACCUGGCCGUCGAGGUUUCGGAUACCCCUCGCGGCGCCUGUGUUCUCUCCCUCACCACGCAGCGAUACAUGUACAGUGCUGCCGAUACCGAGAUGCUGACCAAGUGGUAUAUGCACACGUUGAAGUCGUUUGCGCAGGACUCUUCUGUCCGGGUCAGCACUUGUUCCCUUGCUGAUGCACAGGAGAUGCGCAAGGCCACCGCUCUAGGCCAUGGGCCGACAGUCAACAUCGAAUGGGAGGGCACCCUCGUCGACCAGAUCGCAAGGGUUGCAACCGAGUUCCCAGAUGCCAUCGCCAUCAAAGACGACGACGGCAACCAGGUUUCCUACUCGGACAUGAUCAAGAGGACCGACCAGAUCUGCCGAGGGCUCCAGGCCAGCAACAUCCAGCCCGGAUCCAGAGUCGCCGUUCUCCUCCCUCCCGACGUCAACGCCAUCUGCACUCCGCUUGCCGUUCUCCGUCGCGGCUUAGUGUGGGUGCCGCUCGACAUGCGGAAUCCGUGGCAGAGGCUCGCGGCCAUCGUGGCAGACUGCAAGCCCCGUUACCUCGUUCACUCCGAGGCCACCCAGGAUCUCGCGGAAGAGCUGGCUGCCGCCGAGGGAGAGACACUGGAUGCCGCUGAGCCAUUGCGCUUGGAAGAGCUGCUGGCACCACAUGCACCCACAGCAGCUUCCUCCACAUCGGAUCCGACACCGAAUCUGAGCAAGAGAGACGGAGAUGCCGUCCUCUUGUACACGAGUGGUUCCACCGGCGUGCCCAAGGGCGUCCGCCUCACGCACAUCGGCCUCUUGAACCAGAUCUACGUCCUCGCCGACGUAGCGGGCGAGCGCCAAGUGGUCCUGCAGCAGACGUCGCACGGCUUCGACAUGGCCCUGGACCAGAUCUUCAACGCCCUGGCCCGCGGCGGCACCCUGAUCGUCGUGGGCCAGCAGGGCCGAGGUGAUCCGAAGCACCUCGCCCGGCUUAUGCUCUCCGAAGGCGUGACGUACACCUGCAUCGUCCCGUCGGAGUACCACCUGAUGCUCCAGUACGGCUUCGACCACCUGAAGCAGUGUCGUCAGUGGCGGUUCGCCCAUGCCGGCGGCGAGAAGGUCACGCACCAUCUCCGCCGCGCCUUCCGCCAUCUGGCUCUCCCCGACCUGAAGCUGUUCAACGCGUACGGUCCCACCGAGACCUAUUUGGGCUGUGCCCGAGGAUUGGUCCCGUACCAGACGGACGAGGACAUCAUGACCGAUUCGGAUGGCAUUCGCAUCUUGCCCAACUACGGCCUCACCAUUGUGGACGAGCAGCUGAACCCCGCGCCGUCUGGCUUUCCCGGCGAGAUUUGCAUUUCUUCGCCGUACUCCAUCAGCCCCGGCUACGUCAACAGGCCCGAGGAGACCGAGAGCCGGUUCAUCGACUCGUCGAAGCUGAAUCGCGGAGGCGUCGCGCUGCUGCCCUCGGGCCUCCCCGUCUACCGAACGGGUGAUCUGGGCCGUCUGUCCGCAGAAGACGGCACCCUGACGGUGCUCGGACGCAUGGGAGGCCAGGACAGCCAGGUCAAGAUCCGGGGCCAGCGCGUCGAGCUCGACGAGAUUGCCGCCACCAUUGUGCGCUGCUCCAAGGACAUCAUCAGCAACGCCGCCGUGUCGUGGCGUCCCGAGGACGAGAUGCUCGUUGCGCUGGUCGUCUUGGGCCGAGAUGCGAGCGAGGAGAGCGAGGAGAGCGAGAGCAUCGAGUGGGUGAGGCAUGGGCUCCGCGGGGAGCUUCCCUUGCCGCCGUACAUGCGUCCUUCCGUCUGGGUUCCCGUGGCUGGAAUCCCGACCAACUCGAACGGCAAGACGGACAGACGCGCCAUUGAUGCAUACCCCAUUCCGGCCGCCGAGCUGCAAGGAUCGAAACAAUCAAAUCACAACACGGAGAAUUCGACUGCGUCUUUGUCCGAGCCCGAGAGACAGGUGGCGAAAAUUUGGGAGCAGGUCCUCGGGGAGAAGAUGGCAUUGGACAUGGCGAAUGCCAACACCGACUUCUUUGGCCUCGGCGGUAACUCACGAAACUUGAUCGAGCUUCGAUCCUUGCUGGAGAGCCAGUUCGCGCCUGCUAGGAUUCAGCUACCGGAGCUCUUCCAGCACAGCACUUUGGGCGGAAUGGCGGCGCUGUUUGCCUCUUCCGACGGCGACGGCGACGACGAGGAGGAGAACGGCAGCCAAGGCCAAGCUGCUGCACGAGUGGACUGGAACAAGGAGAUUGAAGAUGCGUGCGAAGAAGCGCUGCGGCCUCUAUGCCAAGAAGGGACCAAUUCCCUCACGCAGAACGGUGACACGGCUCCCACAAACCCGAACAGCCUAGUUGUGGUGCUUACAGGUGCCACCGGGUUCCUGGGCAGCUCGAUCGCGCAGCGUCUUGUUGACGAUGAUCGCGUUUGCGAGGUGCACUGUAUUGCCAUCCGUGGUGGUGGUGGUGGUGGCGGCGCCGCGAAUGGCCAGACGCGUCGCGUGCCCGUCGAGAGCGACAAGAUCAUCGAGUACCCCGGCGACCUGGAAUCCCCUCGCCUGGGGCUUUCGGAGGCCGACUUUGCGCGUCUCAGCAAGCGCGCCGACAUGAUCAUCCACAACGGCGCGCAGGUGUCGUUCCUCAAGACGUACCAGUCCCUGCGCCAAGCGAACGUCUCGUCCACCGUCGAGCUCGGCCGCAUGGCACUGGUCCGAGCCAUUCCUCUUCAUUUCGUGUCGACCGGCGCCGUGGCGCUCGUGGGCAGCAGCAGCAGCAGCAACAACAACGACGACGACGACGACGACGACGCCAACGUCAAUGUCCAUGCCACACCGCUUUCGACGCAGUCUGCCAGCGACCGCAUCCCCGCGCCCGAAUCGCAGAGCGGGUACCAAGACAGCAAGUGGGUGGCCGAGCAGGUCCUGGAGGCGCUGAGCACCCAGCACGGCCUACCUGUCGUGAUUCAUCGGCCGGCAAGCAUCGUCGGAGCGGGUGCGCCCAAGCUGGACUUGAUGGCGGCCAUCCUCAACACCUCACGCGCCUUGGGCAAGGUCCCUGCGCUUGAGGGCAAGGUCAAAGGACCUCUGGAUCUUGUUGCCGUGCAAGACGUGUCCAGUCAGCUUGUCGAUAUCGCACUGGAGACGACGAAGACGAAGGUGAAGAUGACGGCCAAGUUCGUGCAUCAUUGUAACAACAGGAAACUGGCGCCCAGUCAGCUGAAGGCGUAUCUUGAGGAGGAAGAGCAGAAGCAGGAGGACAGGGACGGCCUCAAGACAACGUACAGUCUUGUCGGGGUGGACGAGUGGCUGGAUGCUGCGGCUCAGGCGGGUAUGGAGCCACUCCUCCACGACUUUUUGAGUGUUUCGUUCGCGGGUGGGAACAAGAUUCGGAUGCCGUCCCUGACCUAACGAGGAGGGAGUCAAAGACAUGUAGUUAUUCCGUUCAGGAGUUGGGAGUCGGGAGUUGCUGAAUUAUAGUAGAGGGCUGCGUGAUGGUGUGAGUGACGCGGUCGGUCUCAGGUUCGGGAAAAUCUACCUGACUAAGCUACUACAGUAGAGGGAAUAUGAAGAUAAGAUAAGAUACCUGCCC